AUCCACACAGAAUCACCAGAUACAUCUCUCUGACCAGGAGAGAGUAAGAACGUUCUACAGUGGUUCGAAUGCACAUUGGAUAGUACCGUUAUAGAUUUUCGUUUUCGGGACCAACAUGAAGGGUUUGCAAUAUUUGUUAGGGGUGAUGAUGCUGUUUUUAGUGGAUGGUGCUGAGCAGUUUCACGAAGGCCUUUCAGAAGAUCAUUUAACACAUUACUUCGGCGCAAAGACUAAACAUGAAGUACCAGACUAUGAGAUUACCAGUCCAACUGACGUGACGUCACAAUCCACUUCUUCGUCCGGACCUCAGUAUACAAUAAAAGCCUUCAAUAACAGCUACCACAUAGUUCUCCAGAGAAAUGAGCACCUGAUAGCUCCGGGCUGUCUUGUACUGGCAAGGCAGGCAAAUGGCACUAGUGACAUUUCCCCAUGUCACCAAGGGGAGCGCUAUUGUUAUUACCAUGGUCACGUGGUCAAUCAAACCAACUCAGCAGUGGCUGUCAGCACAUGUACAGGAGUGCACGGAAUGAUAAAGAUGCUAGAUCACGACCUUGUCAUUCAGCCAAUCAAACAAGAACAUGCUCAUCGUGUAAGGCGGAGUGGACACGCGGGAAUCCCUCAUCUGGUUUAUAGGAGACGGCGAACAUCCUCCAGCACCUGUGGAUCGUCAGAGACACCAUUUCAACCAGUCACUGCCAGAAGGACAAAGCGAACAGCUGGAGGUGCUCACUACAUGGAAAUACGUGUAGUCAUGGCCCCAGACGCCACCAAGUACCAUGGAACUGACGCUCGGCGAUACGCUCUCACUUCACUUAACAUUGCAGCUCAGACGUUCAUGGAUCCGACACUGGGCCACGAGAUACGAACAGCAGUCGUCCAGAUUUUACUGCUACAGGAUGAUCAGCCUGGACUCUCCAUGGUUGACAACUCUGAACAACUGUUAAACAAUUUCUGCUUCUGGCAUGAAAAGCGCCAGCCAUCCUCCGAGUCUGACGAUAGAUAUGCUGACGGUGCCCUUCUGAUUACCAAGUUGGACCUUAAGUAUCAGGGCGAUACGUCUAACCUGGGACUGGGACACAUCGGAGGCAUCUGUAAAGCUAACUACAGAUGCUCUGUUAACGAAGACAAUGGACUUGACCUUGGACUGACCAUUGCUCAUGAAACAGGUCACAUGCUGAAUAUGGGACACGACGGUGACAAUGAUGCGUGUACCCCUGGAGUCAACAUCAUGUCCGGUAAGGGAGCCAGCGGUCAUUUCAGCACCAAGUGGUCAACAUGUAGCAGGGACACCCUCACCAAAUUCCUCAGCUCUCCUGAAAGCAGCUGUCUCAGUGACCAGCCUCCAGCCUGGGCGUUCUCUCAGCUAAAUGUCGCCCAGAAACCCGGACUAGUAUACUCUGGUGAUGAACAGUGUCGACUAGCCAUGGAGGAUACCAAUAGUAAACUCUGUGAGGGGACUUCUUUGACCACAGGGAACGAGUGUAAGAUGCUUGUAUGCUACGGUCCUAUCAUCCCAAACCGCCAGCGGUCAUGUUACCGGGGAGGACCUACUAGACUGGAUGGUACAGAGUGUGGAAACCGAAAGUGGUGUAUAGGAGGUCGUUGUGUUAACAUGGGAGCCGGUGCCCCUACUCCCGUCCAUGGCGGCUGGUCAUCCUGGAGUGUAGACUGGACGCCAUGUUCCCGGACCUGUGGGGGAGGUGUCAGAGUCAAGACAAGGAAAUGUAACGAACCAGAGCCACGAUUUGGAGGUAGAGACUGUGCCGGAGAGAGCAGCCUGGCCAAAAUGUGUAAUAUGAAGAGUUGCCCUACAAACACGGACUUCCGAGCAGAGCAGUGUGCUGCAACAAACCGAUACCCGUUGGAUGGCAAAACCUACAACUGGUUACCUUACAAUGAUAACCUAUGUACGAUGAGGUGUUAUGACAGUUAUGCCAAUAUCGUUGAUUAUCGAGCUGACAGUUACAAGGACGGAACGGAGUGUAAGAUCGCGGGUACUUUCUCCCGCUGUAUCAGCGGACACUGCAAGAAAUUUGGUUGUGACGGACAUUUGAACUCAGGAAGGCUUUUUGACAAAUGUGGAGUAUGUGGGGGGCAGGGUAACACUUGUGCCACCCAUCGAGGUACCUACAACCAGGGACACGUUAAAGCAUAUGUGACUGUAGUAUCGAUACCUCGCGGCGCCACGAGAGUUGUGGUAACCAAUGGCAACAGUUACUGUCACAUGAGUGUGAAGAUCCAAGGGUCCCUCCUGUUUAGUCAAGGCACGUCCAUCUCGUUGUCAGGAAAAUACACGUCCCGUGGUGUAAUCGUAGAGUACCGGAGGUCUGGACCAGAGAAAAUCACCAUCAGCGGACCCACACCUGUAGCACUGGAGAUACAGGUAUGGAGAGAGUAUGGUGAUGGAUACGUAGGUUCGAAGCCUGAUAUCUCCUACACAUACUCGACCCCUACAAUGACACCAUACUCAGGAUACAUCUGGAAAGCAACCCAGGGCCCAUGUAGUAGGACGUGUGGUACAGGACAUUCGUUGGUCAGUGUGCAGUGUAUGAGGGUGUCCAGCAACACCCGUGUAGAGGACUUCCACUGUGAUAUCUACAAAAGGCCACAGGAGACGUUGUUAAACUGUAACACAAAAGACUGUCCUCCUCAGUGGCAGUCGGAAGAUUGGUCGUCCUGCUCUAAGACGUGUGGGGGCGGGGCCCAGUCCCGUGUUGUCCAUUGUGUUAUAAUUCAAGGUGACUCCUACAGAGUAGCCGGGGACAACCACUGUAACGUCGCUCACAAACCCUCUGCCACCCAGCAGUGUAGCACGCAGCCCUGUCCGGGUUUCUGGAAAUCCGGAGCAUGGUCAACAUGUUCCAGGACAUGUGGGCGUGGCACGGAGACCCGUGAUGUGGACUGUUACGCCUCCGAGCAGUCUAACUCAGUGGUGGCCGCGAGUCGAUGUCCGGGACAGGAGAAGCCCAUUGCGUCAAAACACUGCAUGCUUAAACCUUGCAAUACAAACAUACUUGGUGAAGAUUGCAGAAACAAGGUAGAUUGUACUCGGUAUGCCGACAACAUCUGUGAGGAUCAAGGUUACCGGUCCUGGGUCCGCAUCAACUGUAUAGAGUUCUGUGGGAUCUGCGCCAAGGAUCCAACAGUGUACCUCUGUAAGGAUAAGCUGACUAACUGCGAUACCUAUGAGGUAGGAUUCUGUCAGAAGUACAAGGCCUGGUCCGAAUCGAACUGCCAGCGCACGUGUGGGUUCUGUGGAGGAAACGUUACAGAUAUAAGAACCACUAGCGAGCCUUGCGUUGACAAAGUUUACUGCGCUGCUUAUCAGAAAGACGCUUGCACCAACGGAGCAUACAGAGGGUGGGCCCAGGAACAUUGUAGGAAAUUCUGUGGGCUCUGUGGGACAGUUACCUCCCCUUCUACCACCCAGCCAACCACCACGGAGGCGCUCGGACAGGUGGCCACAACCUGUGUCAAUCUCGUAGACUGUGGCAGUUAUGGCGCCGAUAUCUGUACUAACUCUAGAUAUAGGAAAUGGGCGAACCAUAACUGUCAAAAACACUGUGGUUGGUGCUCGACUGUCGGGGUUACCUCCCCUCCUACCACCCAGCCCACCACCACGGAGGCGCUCGGACAGGCGGCCACAACUUGUGUCAAUCUCGUAGACUGUGGCAGUUAUGGCGCCGAUAUCUGUACUAACUCUAGAUAUAGGAAAUGGGCGAACCAUAACUGUCAAAAACACUGUGGUUGGUGCUCGACUGUCGGGGUUACCUCCCCUCCUACCACCCAGCCCACCACCACGGAGGCGCUCGGACAGACGGCCACAAAUUGUGUCAAUCUCGUAGACUGUGCCAGUUAUGGCGCCGAUAUUUGUACUAACUCUAGAUAUAGGAAAUGGGCGAACCAUAACUGUCAAAAACACUGUGGUUGGUGCUCGACUGCCGGGGUGAGCAUGACCUCAACAAAUCCUGUGGCCUCUGUGAGCUCCAGCUGUAGAGACCUACUGGACUGUACUUCAUACCUGUCAGACAUAUGUACCAGUUCCAGGUACUCCCACUGGGCACACAUAAACUGCCCCGAUCAUUGCGGCUGGUGCUACCACACACACACUUCGCCUAAAACGACACCGGUUACCACAACAGCGGUGACCACCACCGACAAGCCAGUGCAGGGCUCUAUGGCAUGUGUUGACACAGUGGAUUGCGCAGCGUAUCAGAGUAACAUAUGCACAGCGCCUGCCUAUCAAGGAUGGGCACACAUCAACUGUCGCAACCACUGCGGAUGGUGCGGUACUAGUGCGGGUGCAAACGCCCAUGCUGUUACAACCACUGCUAAGCCGAAUGCUGCUUCUGGAAAUUCUGCUUCCUGUUCAAAUAAAGUAGAUUGUAGCUCCUACCAGGGAGACAUAUGUACGAACUCAGCGUACAAGUCCUGGGCAAAGACCAACUGUCCCAAAUUCUGUAAUGUCUGUGGAAGUGGCGGAAGUCAAACUAGCUCUUCCUCUUCUUCUUCGUCGUCUGGGUGUGUUGACAAGCUGGCAGAUUGUUCCUCCUACCAGGCGGACAUCUGUUCCAAUCCCAGUUACACUACGUGGGCCAAGGAGAACUGUGCCAAACAUUGCGAUCUCUGUGAAGACUGUACAGACAAAGUUAGCUGUAACGAGUACCAGGGAGACAUCUGUAACAACCAGGACUACAAGAACUGGGCCUCCACUAACUGCGCUGCCUUCUGUAAUAUGUGCGGAUCCAGACGUAGACGGUCUGUGUCCAGUCUGCUUGAAACUCUGGAUAAUUUGGAGCCAAGUCUGAAAGUAGCCCAGAUGGAGCCCAGAUACCCAGUUCCCAGACUCUCCCCAGCACAGGAGCCUAAAUUCGUGGAGCACCCUGAACCCAGGCAGUUGGCGUCAGCACAAGUACCAAACUAUGUGAUCAAAGACUCUGAAGUAAUUUCGGAAAUAUAUCCCGACGACCUUGUUCCAACACCAGUGAAGGAGGUAGCAGAUCUUGUUCCAACACCAGUGAAGGAGGUAGCAGAUCUUUUUCCGACACAAGUGAAGCAAGUAGAUCUUCCACCUAAAUCUGAGAAUGACAUAAAUGAAGGUCUGUGGUUGAAUGAACAGCUGCCUAAUAUAAUGAUUCCCGAUCCAGCAGUGUCUGCGAUAAACUCAAGGAUAUCGUCGGAGACAAAUGUACAGGAUCCAAGUAAAGAGUCCAAUAAAUCGGAUCUACCAAACGUCGAGGAAGGCCAGGCGCCUCUCGUGGUGCCAGCCCCCAAAAUCAACCUUGACCUACAGCCCCCACAGCAGAAUAUCGAGGUCAGUGUGCUUAAAUCGACAGAUGCCGGAAUCAAUCAAGAGAUCGGGUCAAAGGGCGAAGGUCAACAAGGCGUAAAGGAUGCCGUUCAGGAGACUGAAGCUGAAAGCAGAGAUGGCAAACUGUUGGUGGAUGAACUAGACGCACUCAAGGGUGCAAUGUAAUGUGUGAUCGUAGACUUAGAAGAAAUGACAAAGUUUUAUUUCAAACUGAUUCCUGACAGUUGAUUAGAGAUCGUUUAUCUGGGUGAGGUGUGAAGUCACUAUAGCAGUGACAAUCCCGCCAACAUCAGAAUGUCUCAUUUUCGAGUAUUUGUCUAGCUUAUAUACAGUGGUGAAAUCUAUAACAUGUAUAUUAGUGAGUAUCGACUUUUAAUCAACAACUUAGCUGAAGUGGUUGUUUUUAAAUCAACAAUCUAGAGGAAGUUGUAUAUACUGCAAACAAUUUCUCACCUAAUUAAUUUUGCAAAUUUAAAUAAUUUUUGUAGACGCUUUUUUAUCAAUUAUAAUUGAGGAUAGUCAUCUUUCUUUCAAAUGCACUGCAGUAUAGGUCAUUUACAUAUGUCUUUAACUUUUAAUUUAAAAGUUGAUUCAAUGCUUUCAGAGAAGAAUGAAGUUUUAUAUAAUAAGUAACGUUUAAAACUGUUGUAUUGAUAGUCUGAACUUCAGACUUCCAUAAUUUGUGUGAAUCUCUAAUAAAAUCUUGUACUUCAUAAACACA
Pecten maximus is the source of this 6032-nucleotide messenger RNA. Its product is annotated as A disintegrin and metalloproteinase with thrombospondin motifs 7-like. Gene Ontology annotation, biological process: proteolysis; extracellular matrix organization. Gene Ontology annotation, cellular component: extracellular matrix. The transcript is spliced from 34 exons. Gene Ontology annotation, molecular function: metalloendopeptidase activity. The record is from RefSeq and is a predicted model, not a curated record. Lineage: Eukaryota; Metazoa; Mollusca; Bivalvia; Pectinida; Pectinidae. Bases 116 to 5476 code for a protein of 1786 amino acids.